Molecule: messenger RNA, 321 nt
Organism: Loa loa (African eye worm)
Lineage: Eukaryota; Metazoa; Nematoda; Chromadorea; Rhabditida; Onchocercidae
Exons: 1
Coding region: 1-321 (106 amino acids)
Source: RefSeq, a predicted model, not a curated record
AUGAUCUCCUCAUCAUUAAAAAUAUAUCAUCAUCAUCAUCAUCAUUUCAUUAUCAUCAAAAUAUACCAUCAUCAUCAAGAUUGUAUCAUCAUGAUAUCGUUACCAUCAAAAAUAUUUCAUCGGAAUAACAUAACAUCAUCAAAAUAUAUCAUCAUCAUCAUCAUCGAAAAUAUGUCACCAUCAUCACCAUCAUCAUCAUCAUCAAGAUUAUAUCAUCAUGAUAUCAUCACCAUCAAAAAUAUAUCAUCAUCAUCAUCAUCAUCAUCAUCAUCGAAAUAUAUCAUAACGUUUAUAAAUCAUUUGUUAAUAGUCAUAGAGUAA